Molecule: messenger RNA, 720 nt
Organism: Knipowitschia caucasica
Lineage: Eukaryota; Metazoa; Chordata; Actinopteri; Gobiiformes; Gobiidae
Source: the annotation of a GenBank genome assembly
AUGACCAUGGCUGGAAGUCACAAGAAUGCAGAUGGAAGAUAUCAGAGCCUAUUGUUGCUGUGCAGGCAUGUAGCUGACAGUAAUCCAGAACGGCUGGCUGCUACAACUCACGUCUACUCUGGGACUGGUCUGUGCUGCUGGAUAAGCUGCCACUCUUCUCGGAUAAGAUCGCACAAGUUUUCUGCCCCCAAGAUGGCCGCCUCAGAGAAAAGACUCUCUGCAAGACGCAAACACACUCUAAAGAGCUGCAUGCUAGUUGUGGCCAACACUUUACUGGAAAAUGAAGCUGCUGUAAAGGCCGGGGAGAGAGAAACAUUUCUGAAAGACAAGUGUCCCCCUUUAGAGCUGCCAUACUCCAAAGAAGAGCUUAUAACACUAUGUGAAAAACUUCAUGAGGAGAUCGACCUUAGUGAAGAAGAAAGGUACUGUUUAGAGUUCAAGCUCGGAAUGGUCCUUGACGAGGUCAGAGACCUUAACAUAAAGAUAGUGGAUCUGAGGGGUAAGUUUAAGAGGCCCAGGCUGAAGAAAGUGCGUAUGUCUGCCGACGCCAUGCUCAAAGCUCUGCUGGGCUCCAAACACACAGUCAACAUGGAUCUGAGGGCCAACCUGAAGCAGGUCAAGAAGGAGGUCAAAGAGGAGGACAAGCAGCUGCGCGACGUUGGAGACUGGCGUAAAAACAUUGAAGACAAAUCUGAUAGAAAGAAGAUGUUUGAUAGUUAA